AUGGCCAGCGAAAUCGACAUCUACAACCAAUAUCCGAUCCACAUGGAUCCAGCCUCCAAGGCCCUCUCACUCCUAAGCAGCACAACCCCUGCCCAAAAAGCCCUGCUCACCACCGAGCUCGAAGAGCUAAACACACUCCACCGCUCCCUCAUCUCCCUCGACCCCCCCAACAUCCCCCCAGCCCCAUUGCCACUGAACCCCAAGCGCAGCGCGCAAAUCAGCAAGCUGCGCGACAGCGCCAAUACCGCCUACCGCAAGUCCAACUACGACGAGGCCAUCAAGCUGUACACAUACGCUAUUGAUAUGGGUCUUGCCCGGCCUGGGUGGGAGCCUGUGGGCGUGGCGCGCGAAGAGUUGGCGGGGCUUUAUGGGAAUCGGGCGCAGGCGUGGAUGGCUCAGCAGGCUUGGCCGGAGGGGUUGGUGGAUGCGAAGGCGAGUGUGGAUUCGAAGCCGGUGGGGAAUGUGAAGGCUUGGUGGAGGAUUGCGAAGAGUUUGGCGGAGAUGGGGAGGUAUGAGGAGAGUAGGAAGUUUUUGCAUAAGGGGUUGGAUAUUGAGGGGAAGGAGAGUGAGGGUGGGAAGGAGUUGUUUGCGUUGUUGGAGGAGGUGGACAGGGCUUUGCUGAGAGGGUUGAAGGCUUGA
Penicillium olsonii is the source of this 639-nucleotide messenger RNA. The record is from the annotation of a GenBank genome assembly. NCBI's taxonomy places the organism in Eukaryota, Fungi, Ascomycota, Eurotiomycetes, Eurotiales, Aspergillaceae.